GGACUACUGUAUCGUUUGUUGUCGUGAAGCAUUAUCAAUUUGCUAACAGUGUGUUACUCGUUCGAAACCCAUACCACAUUUUUUUUAAGGAUCGGGGUGUUUAAGGGUUAAUCACAAGCUAUCAAUAGACACAUUACGAUGAAAUAUGAGAUUCAACAAAAAAACAGUAAAAAAAGUACAAUGGCCUGGAUUGCUGAUAUCGGAGUCAAUCUUCUGCAGCUGCAAAUGGGACUGAUAGCGGUUUGGAGCUCACCGUACAUCGCAUAUCUGACUUCAUCUGAAUCUCAUAUUCCCAUGACAAUGGACGAAGCUUCGUGGGUAGUUUCUUUAUUAAACCUAGGCAGACUAAUUGGCGCCAUUUCUGGUUCUGUUGCCGUCAACUAUCUCGGUACUAAAACAACGUUCUUCGUGACGAGUUUGCCAAUAACUAUCUGUUGGCUUUUUAUAACUAUGGCUAAUCGAGUGGGAUGGCUCUAAGCAGCCAGGUUACUAGCUGGUAUUAGCCUAGGAAUGAUGUACAGCUGCUACUCGCUUUAUCUAGGCGAGAUUGCGGAUUCUACCAUUCGCGGAGCACUAGUUGUCUUAGCUGUAAGUGGAUUGUCAGUAGGAAACCUAAUGAUGAGCAUCAUGGGAGCAUAUUUAAGUAUGGCAAUGAGCGCUACGAUAUGCUUCAUCCUAAGCUUCUCAGUGAUAAUCGUUUUCAGUUGGUUGCCGGAAUCGCCGCAUCAUUUUGUCAAGAUCAAAGAAGAAAAUAAAGCACGAGCCUCGAUACUCUGGUAUCACCGCGAUUGCGACGUGGGGUCGGAAUUGGAAACGCUGAAAGACUUUCUCGAAAAGAACAAGAGUUUGUCACUCUUGACAUUGUGAAGGAAUUCAGAAUUCUGUAUAUCUGGAAAGCGCAAAU
Molecule: messenger RNA, 904 nt
Organism: Solenopsis invicta (red fire ant)
Lineage: Eukaryota; Metazoa; Arthropoda; Insecta; Hymenoptera; Formicidae
Product: facilitated trehalose transporter Tret1-2 homolog
Exons: 4
Coding region: 511-867 (118 amino acids)
Biological process (GO): transmembrane transport
Cellular component (GO): membrane
Molecular function (GO): transmembrane transporter activity
Source: RefSeq, a predicted model, not a curated record